AUGAUCUCGACCCUGGGCGGCCUCUUCAACCUCAACCACUUCGACCAGUCGAGCUGUGCCAACGAUGUCAUCGUGAUACGCCACAAGGACGGCUCGCUGCGCAGCACCCCCUUCAACGUGCGCUUCGGGCGGGCGCAGAUGUGGAGCUACGUCGGCCGCGUCGUGCAGGUGGAGGUGAAUGGUGAGCUGACGGCUGCUGUGAUGAAGAUCGGCAAGGGUGGCAAGGCCUACUGGCUGCAGCCAACCUACGGCGCCUUCGGUGAGGCCAGCCACGGUGCGGCGGCAGCCAAGCAACCUGAGAACGCCGGAGGCGGCAUACCGCCUGCCGCCGCUGCCCUGGCGGGGGUGUCGGGCGCCGGCUGUGCCGCAAAGGGCGACGACGAGGAGCUGGACAUCGUGGGCACGCUCGUCAGUGCUGUGGAGGAAGUCGAGGCGUUGGUGCUGAGCACGGCGGAGCUGCAGCACCUCCCUAUCCGCCCCGAGUCGCCCCCAGGGCUGCUGUCCUUUUCAGCAGCGGAUUGCGACGCUUGGGAAACCGGCGAAAACGCAGCUGCUGAAGUUUCGCCGCCAUCGGGGGCGCUGCCACCUGUCCAGCGGCACUCUGCGACUGGCGCCCCUCGCCCUGCUAAAGAAAGUGACGUCAAGUUGCAUUCUCGCGAUGCGGGCUGUCAACGGAGGCCCGGCGAUCCCCACUCCGGCUUGCAGGACCCCGGCUCCAGUCUACCGCUUCUCCACACGGCCGAUGAUGGGCACCUCACCAUCGAGACGCGCGCUAUCCACUCGGCCGGCGACGCACAGGAGGCGCGACUCGCCCUUCGUGCCAUGGUGGCAGCCGAGAAGUCGCGAAAGCGGUUGUCGAAGAUGAGCUUCGGCGACGACCCAUACCUGCUGAAGACUGCGCGGGAGGAGGGCCACCUGGGCGACGACGAGGGCGACGACGAGGGGAGCGAUGUCGGCGCGCUGGGCAAUGAGGGCGCUGUCGGUGACGAUGACGACGGCGACCACCACCUCGGUGGCAGCCGUCCCGAACCGCCUGCGGUCGAGAUCGUGGUGGACGCUGCCGAUGUGUCGCCAUCUUUGCGUGAAGCGACAGUGAGGGCUGCCGGUGGCGGCCGUUUCGCACAGGCAUCGCUCAUCGUCACGCCGGCGGCUGCAGAUGAUGGCACGGACACGCAAGCCACCGACCAGCUUGUGGCCCAACCCGCGACGGGGACGAAGGAAGGUGAGUCAGCGGGCCUGGCCCCGGCGCCGUCGUCGCCGCAACCGCCUGUGGAAGCAGCCACUGCAGCGUCAUCAGCCACCUCGGUGACGGGGAGCACGGAUAGCUACAAGGUGGUGGACGAGGAUGCCUACUUUCUCGACCCCAUGGACACCGACCCCGACUACGCCGCGCUCUACGGAGAGGAAGAACUGGCUCUGCUGAAGGGCGCGUCCUUCGAAAGCAGCGUCACGAGCGGUGUGUCGCUGCCUGACGUUUCCAUUACGCUGGGCACCAUCGCUGGUGACGCAGCCACCGCGCACCGCGGAUCGGCGAGUGCCAGCGAAGGUGAAUUGUGCACUGCAGUGGAAGGCAGUCGUGCGAGCCGCAUCAGCGCGUCGCUUCUCCUGGAGCCACAGACUGUCGAGGCAGCGAUCUCCUCCCUCAAGCAGCUGCCGCUGCCAUCUUUGCCAUCGCCAUCACAACCGACAGUCGAGAACCAGGUCAGCAGCAGCGCCAAGGACGCCGACAAGGUCGCUGUGCCUCACGCGAGCACCGGCGUGCCCUUCACCACCGUUAAGGGCGGCACCGCGUCUUCCGGCGUCUUGAACGCCCCCGAGGAGGUCACGGAUGCGGAGGGGCGCCCUGUGAAGCUGACGCCCACCGCGGGCGGCGCCGGUGGUGGCCCGUACUUCAUUCGCACCCUUAUCCCGGUCGAGGCGGAUCUGUGGAAGCUGCACCUCAAGGAGGGCUGCAACACUGUCCGCUACCUCGCCCGCAAGGACAAGGGCGACAUCGUGUCCAUCUCGUGCAACAUAUUCCUCUGGAACUGGACGGACCGUCUCGUGGUGAGCGACGUGGACGGCACAAUCACGAAGAGCGACUUGCUCGGCCACUUCUAUGCGAUGCUGGGCAAAGGUGCAGACUGGACGCACCCCGGCAUCUGCAAUCUCUACUCCAAGAUUGAGCGCAACGGGUAUCGCAUGGUGUACCUGACGGCCCGCAGCGUGUCGCAGAUCAACCAAACGAAGUCGUACCUCUUCACACUGCAGCAGGACGGGGUGCGGCUGCCGAUGGGCCCGGUGCUGACGGCGCCGCAGCGCUUCUUCACGGCACUCACGCAAGAGGUGUCGAAGCAGUCUCACGUCUUCAAGAUCGCCUGCCUCGCGAGUGUGCGCGCCACCUUUCCGCCCAGCACAAAGCCCUUCUUCGCCGGCUUCGGCAACCGCUACAACGACGUCAUCAGCUACGAUGCGGCGGGAAUCCCGACGCACAAGAUCUUCAUUAUCGACCCCUCGAGCGUGCUGCACGUGUGCCUGGUGCGGCAGACGUACCGCGACCUCGGGCACCUUGUCGACGUGACGUUUCCGCCUGUUAAGCGGCACCCCGUCGUGCUGCGCGCGCCACGGCAUCUUCAGCGAACCCAGGACACAGGGGCGAGUACGUCGCCGGCUAAGGAUGUCGCACCCGGUGGGUGCGACCGACACGUCUACACGCGCAGUCUGCUACACCGAUCCUCCUCUGCCUUGUCGUCCUCGGCCACUUCGCUCUCUUCCGCAGCGUCGUCGUCAUUGGACUCUCUGGAUCUGCACGGGGAGGCGAGCGGCGGCUCCUCCGACCGUGGCGCGGAGGGCCCUCCACAUCACACGUCCGGGUCUGGGGCCUCCUCCGGCGACGGCUUUGUCGCGGGCCGUCAUGCAUCCGCGGCGUUCAGCUUGGUGGACUCGGAGCGUGUCGAAAUGAUCGCCGCGAGGGCCCUGAGCGGCUCCGCUGCCAGCCCGGGAGAGCCACCGGAACUCGCCAAGGGCGGCGGCCCCACGUUUACCGGACUGCUUUCGGGGACUGCUGCUGAGCUAUUUGCCGCUCCAGUCCCAACAACGGCCUCCUCCGCAGCGUUCUCGAGCCGCCCGCCCGGGGCCGAAAAACCAGGGGCUCCUUCGACCGCUUCUGCCUUGCCUGCAGUGAAGCCCAGCACCAGCGCCGCCAGCGUGCACAGGCCCAAGUACAACUAUGGCCGGCGCACAACCUUUGCUGAGCUGAACGACGACGACGAUGACGUGUUCCAGGAGGAGGAGGAGGUGCCGGCGGACCCCGAGUUUUCGUCCUUCGUGUACUGGCGCAUGGACCCACGCGACCUCAUCACCGUCCCCGCGGCGACAUGGAAGUCCUCUGUCUCUGCGACCCGUGCCAACACCAAGGAGACAUCGGAGAAGGAGAAGCCGGGCGCGGCGGCCAGUAGCACUGAUGCGCCGAAGAAGGUCGCCACAACCACCACGGCUGCCGCAGCUUCCACCGAAGACAAUGGCCACGCGAAGUCAGCGGCGGCAGCAGCACCCUCCGCACCUACACAGACGGGAGGCGCUGCCUUCGACACGGCGAUCUCCGGUGCGGCGUCGCCGAGCGGAGUCGCAGCUGCCAGCGAUGCAGCAGCACCGAGGCCCGGCGGCGGUGACGGCAGCUGCCUUUCGCCUUCCUCACUUACGGUUUCGAACCCCGGCAACGGGCCGCCGAUGCAAGGUGCGACGAACUCGCUCGACAAAGGCCGCGCGAGAGGCUCUGCCACGGGCGCGGCGGCGGCGACGACGGGGAUGACUUCACCCGAUACCCUCUCGGCAACGCAGAAGGCGCAGCCGCGGACCUCCAGCAAUCCCGGCAGCAACCAAGCUGCUGCCGCCCGCCCGUGCGACGACUGGAGGGGAGCGGCGGAGACGAACGCGGACGCGGCCGGGCGAUCACUCCCGCCGCAAUCGCUAACACCGCUGCUGCCGCCGCCGCCGCCGCCGCCGCCGCCGACGACGACGACGACGACGACGACGACGACGACGACGACGACGACGACGACGACGACGACGCAGCCUGCCGCGAUCUCGCCGUCCACCAGCGGGGGUGGCGGCACCCGCGGCUUCUUUUCCGCUUUCUCAUUCGGACGCAGUCGCGUCGUCGAGUCGCCGUUGUCGCCCACCUCGCAGAGGGCCGCGCAGGUGCGCGAGAACGCAAAGCAGCGCGCGUUAUCGCACCCCGACGCGCAGUACUACUAUGCGGCACUGCAGCAGCAGCAGCAGCAGCAGCAGCAGCCCGCGUCGCAGCUGGCGCCGCUCCCUGGUGACGGCGCAUCAUCGACGGCGAAAGCUAGCGCUCCGGCACCGCCGCCGAAGUGA
Molecule: messenger RNA, 4356 nt
Organism: Leishmania major strain Friedlin
Lineage: Eukaryota; Euglenozoa; Kinetoplastea; Trypanosomatida; Trypanosomatidae
Product: putative lipin
Exons: 1
Coding region: 1-4356 (1451 amino acids)
Molecular function (GO): phosphatidate phosphatase activity
Source: RefSeq, a predicted model, not a curated record